This is a messenger RNA of Cercocebus atys (sooty mangabey), 1250 nucleotides long. RefSeq names its product WD repeat domain 83 (gene WDR83). Lineage: Eukaryota; Metazoa; Chordata; Mammalia; Primates; Cercopithecidae. Gene Ontology annotation, biological process: mRNA splicing, via spliceosome. Gene Ontology annotation, cellular component: catalytic step 2 spliceosome. The transcript has 9 exons. The record is from RefSeq and is a predicted model, not a curated record. Gene Ontology annotation, molecular function: protein binding. Bases 83 to 955 code for a protein of 290 amino acids.
GUUACACCCAAGCGUGGGUUUCGAAGGCGCGGAAUCUUCCAUACAGACCGAUUUAAGGCGGCGAGGAAGGGGUCCUGGGACCAUGGCUUUCCCUGAGCCAAAGCCGCGGCCUCCGGAGCUGCCGCAGAAACGGUUGAAGACGCUGGACUGCGGGCAAGGGGCGGUGCGAGCCGUACGAUUUAAUGUGGAUGGCAAUUACUGCCUGACGUGCGGCAGUGACAAGACCCUGAAGCUAUGGAACCCGCUUCGGGGGACGCUGCUGCGGACGUACAGCGGCCACGGCUACGAGGUGCUGGAUGCGGCCGGCUCCUUUGACAACAGCAGUCUCUGCUCCGGCGGCGGGGACAAGGCGGUGGUUCUGUGGGAUGUGGCAUCAGGACAGGUCGUGCGCAAAUUCCGGGGCCAUGCAGGGAAGGUGAACACGGUGCAGUUUAAUGAAGAGGCCACAGUUAUCCUGUCCGGCUCUAUUGAUUCCAGUAUCCGCUGUUGGGAUUGCCGCUCACGGAGGCCUGAGCCCGUGCAGACGCUGGAUGAGGCCAGAGAUGGCGUGUCCAGUGUGAAGGUGUCAGACCACGAGGUCCUGGCAGGCUCCGUGGACGGCCGCAUGAGACGCUAUGACCUGAGGAUGGGCCAGCUCUUCUCAGACUACGUGGGCAGCCCCAUCACCUGCACCUGCUUCAGCCGGGACGGGCAGUGCACCCUGGUGUCCAGUCUGGACUCCACAUUGCGGCUCCUGGACAAAGACACAGGCGAGCUGCUGGGCGAGUACAAGGGCCAUAAGAACCAGGAGUACAAGCUGGACUGCUGCCUAAGCGAGCGUGACACACAUGUGGUCAGCUGCUCUGAGGACGGGAAGGUGUUCUUCUGGGACCUGGUGGAGAACAGAAGUUGCAUUGGAGGGCAGACACAUCAAGGGACAUUUUCAAGGUGGAAAGAGGAACCAUGGCUUGCUUGAGGAACUGUUUGCAUUGGUGCUGACCAGGGGAAGUGGGGAUCAUGGGUGCUGCCAAGUGGACAGGAUGGAGCCCAGCUUGUGGCAGGGAACACGUAAGCUGCGAGCAAGGCAUGCUCCAAGCAUGGUAGUGGCAGAAAAUCAGCGGUCUCUGGACACAGUCUAGAAGCAGAGCCAAGAGGAAUGACUGAUAGAGGAACGUGUGGUACAAGAAAAAGACUCCCGGCCAGGAGCAGUGACUCACGCCUGUCAUCCCAGCACUUUGGGAGGCCGAGGGGGGUGGAUCCAUGAGGUCAGG